This is a messenger RNA of Striga asiatica, 936 nucleotides long. The record is from the annotation of a GenBank genome assembly. Lineage: Eukaryota; Viridiplantae; Streptophyta; Magnoliopsida; Lamiales; Orobanchaceae.
AUGGUGCUCACCCCUAAAAGAACCAUCAUUAGGGCCCAAAAUCUCGAGUCCUUCCUCAGCUCGUGUGGAGGCUCGAAGAAUAUUUUAAUAGCCGAUGACAGCAAGAGCCCGAAAAUGGGGAACACAAGCCCAGAGCCCAUAGAGCCCAACGAACCUAAGAGCAAAAACGGGAUUUCGGGCUUGUUUAAGGAGGCGAGCCGUGGAAGGGCAAACGAGUGCCUUGAUGAUGACCCAAUGCUUGUGGACCUACGUGUCGAUAUUCUGUGGCUCGAGGACUUGCUUAGGGUUCGGUCGAGGACUGCAAAGGGCUCGGUUUUUUGUGGUUCGGUUGACUUGUUAUUAUUGAUGUUGGGUUGUUUGGACCCUUCUUGCAUGCGGACAAGUGGCGUUCGUGGCAAACAAAAUCGGCUCUUGGCUUACGAGCCCGAUUUUCCCUCUGAUCCACUUCAAAUUCAGGCUCUUCAAAUCCAAGCCGUCGAUCAGAACCUGACCAGCAUCCGGAUCGUAAAACCUCUCAACCAAACUGAUAACAGUCGAUUUCCCACUCCCACUUUGGCCCACCAAUGCAGCAGUUUUCCCACUGGGCACGUGCAGACAAAAGCCCGAAAAUAUCUGCACUUCGGGCCUGGCUGGAUACCUGAAGUAAACAUCCUUCAGCUCAAUUUCGCCAAUCAUAUCCUCCAGCACAGCCCCUUUGGUUUGGGCCGCGUCUAUUUUGGGCCUGCGUUUGAUGGUCUCGAACAUCUUGUAGGCUGCGGCCCGGCCCGCUGCAAAUGCAUUCAUGCAUGGAGAAGUCUGGCCGAGUGCCCUAUGAUUAUGCUCACGCAAGCAGCAGCCGCCACAAGAACAGGAAUUGUUGAAAACAGAACAAUCGCUAGCCGCCAUCCUUUGACAAAAGCAAGAAGGAAGCCUCCGAAGAAAGUCGACAUAUUCUGA